GGAAACACACAGGUUGAAAUGCUUCAGUGAACAAGAAUGUUGGAAAUUGUGACCACGGAGCCCUUUUUUGAACGGAAUGUUAAACUCACUGACUCUGGACAGAGGGAGGACGCCCCUGGGAUGACAAUGGAAUUGUUUCGAAGACUGGUGGAUAACAGUGAAGCAGUCAGUGAGGUGGAACAUGAUAUGACAGGAGAUAUAAAACUGGGCAAAUGGACUGAUCUCCAUCAGGCAGCUUAUAGUGGCAACACCAGCCUCAUGAAGACACUGCUACAGCAUGGAGCUCCAAUAGAUAGCAGGGAUGAAUAUGGGUGGACCGCUCUGCAUCAUGCAGCAUUCAAUGGCUGUCUGGCGUUGGUUAAGUUUCUUGUUCACCGGGGAGCACCAAUUGAUGCCAUGGACAGGCAUGACUGGACUGCUCUUCAUCGAGCUGCAUGGAAUGGGCACAGCCAGAUUGCUGAGUUCUUGCUGUGUCGUGGAGCUUUGACAAGUGCAUGUACCAGCUGCGGGAUGACAGCAUUGCAUUGUGCAGCUGCAAAUGGGCACACGUUGGCCCUGCAGCAUCUCCUGAGCUACGGUGCCAGCCAAGACAUGCCUGAUGCAAGAUGCUGGACUCCAUUGCACUGGGCAGCUGUGAGUGACCAAGCCCACAUAGUAGAAUUGCUACUUUCAAAUGGAGCUUCAGUCAAUUGUACAACAAGUGGCAACAUGACAGCUUUGCAUCUGGCAGUGGAAGUUGGAAACAGAGAAAUCAUUCAAUUGCUGCUAGACAAUGGAGCCUUGCACAAUGCUGAAGAUGCUGCAGGAAGGACUGCAUUAUCAAUUGCUGCUGCUAAUGGCCAUCAGGAGGUAAUCACAGAUUUACUUGCACAUGAGGCUGCAGACAGUAAUAGAGACUCUGCUCUCCAUGCUGCAGCACUGAGUGGUCACCUCCGAAUAAUAGAAGUGCUGACACAACGAGGGAUCAGUGUGGACGUUAGAGACAGCUUGAAGAUGACAGCACUUCACCGAGCAGCGGAGAGGGGAGACACUACAGUUGCAGAAUAUCUAAUAGACCACGGAGCUGACAUUGAGGCCAGGGGCUGGCUGCAGAAAACCCCACUCCACCUGGCCACAGAGAAAGGUCAUGAGCAGACCAUCCACCUCCUGCUGAGCAAAGGGGCGAAUGUGGAUGCUACAAAUCAAUGGGAUGAAACUCCUCUCGCCGUAGCAUCAGCACGAGCUUUGGAAAAGUGUUUUGGCUUAUCUGGAAAAAUCACUUCUGAAAUGCAGAAAUGACAUUACUUUCUGGUUUUAAAUUUAAAAUAAAGUCAUACCAUGUACGGUCACAAAAAUUACAAAUUACUCUACUAGGUACAAUGCUAUAUCCCUGCACACAAUCAUACUGUUCACUUGUGUACUCCACAGUAGCACAGAUUGCACACAGAUAUACCUUGUGUAAUGCACCAUUGUAUACAGCUACAAAGCUUCUACGCCUUUGGCCCUUGUAUCACAAUCCCCAAGUGUAACACGAUAUCAAAUGGUCUAAACUCACUGUG
Chiloscyllium plagiosum (whitespotted bambooshark) is the source of this 1538-nucleotide messenger RNA. The record is from RefSeq and is a predicted model, not a curated record. Lineage: Eukaryota; Metazoa; Chordata; Chondrichthyes; Orectolobiformes; Hemiscylliidae.